Sarcophilus harrisii (Tasmanian devil) is the source of this 2944-nucleotide messenger RNA. It is a transcript of the gene RASSF6, whose product is annotated as Ras association domain family member 6. The record is from RefSeq and is a predicted model, not a curated record. NCBI's taxonomy places the organism in Eukaryota, Metazoa, Chordata, Mammalia, Dasyuromorphia, Dasyuridae. Gene Ontology annotation, biological process: signal transduction. The transcript is spliced from 11 exons. The coding region runs from base 144 to 1157 and encodes 337 amino acids.
GCUUCUAGGACUUUAUUAGGCUGUGCAGGGACAUCUGUCAGGAAGAGAGCACCCUGCCAUGCUCAUAGGAAAACCAGGCAAAUCCUCUUCCUUCCUCCGUAGUUCUGACCUCCCUCCCAGCCAGUUUGAAUGAGUGGAGAAAAAUGACCACCAGUCCUCACCAAUUUCCUCUGAUUUUCAUCAAUGAGAAGAAAUCCAUUACCAGAGAUCAGCUUGAUUUUUUAUUGAAGACCUACAACGUUUUUUACAGAGACCAGAAGAACCGACAUAUUGUAUAUGGUGAGAUUGAAGAUGACAACCUAGUUAUUGAGGGAAUUUUGGAUAUAUUCUGGGGAGUACAAAAGCCUAUCCGGCUGAAAAUACAAGAUGAAAAGCAGGUUCCUUCUUUUGCCACCAUCAAGUCAUCACCUUUAUUCUCCCAGAAGGGGGGUAUGACUCGCUGGGGAGAAUUUGAUGAUCUCUAUCACAUCAGUGAACUGGAGAAGAAAAAGAGUUCUGUGUAUGAAGCCAAAAAUCCCCAAGAAGAUGAUAUGUCUUAUAACAGCAGUACCCUGAAGCCUCAGAUGGAGGAGGAACUAGAUUCUCCCUUACUAUACAGAACAAUGAGUGAAGCAACCUUGGUGAGAAAGAAGAUAAAUUUUGGCAAGAUAGAGAGAAGAAAUAAACAGAAUCACAGAGUAUCAAUUAAUGGCCACUUCUAUAACCAUGAGACAUCAAUUUUUACUCCAGCCUUUGGAUCUGAAACCAAAGUGAGAAUAAACAGUAACAUGAGAACAGAAGAAGUAAUAAAGCAGCUUCUACAAAAAUUCAAGAUUGAAAAUAACCCCCAGGAUUUUGCUCUUUAUAUCAUCUAUGCAACUGGAGAAAAGAGACGUCUAAAGAAGACAGACAUUCCCUUAUUAGAGAGGCUUUUGCAGGGUCCCUCACAAAGGAAUGCCAGAAUUUUCCUCAUGGACCAAGAUGCAGAAGAAAUCAGCAGUGAUGUGGCUGAAUACAUUCACUGUCACCUUUCUUUUUUGGAAUCAAUCCUUCAAAGAUUAAAUGAAGAAGAAGCACGAGAAAUUAAAAAAAUAACAACAAAAUUCAAAACAGAGAAAGCUUUUAUAUUAAAACAUCUUCAGAAUAAAAUGAUAGUAAAAACAGAGACAACUGUAUAGUGCAAUAAACACCCAUGAAUCAAAAACUUCAACCAAAUAAAAAGUAUUUGCAUACUUAAUGAGAACAUGUAUAUUGUAGGUACAUGCAUUACUAUAGAAACUUCAAGCUUGUAGAAAAUCAACUGACCAGGAAAUUUUAUUUCCAUAUGAAGAGAUGAAGUUGCCUUUAUGUUAUACUUGAUGCUUUUAUAUAAUAUUUGGUCCACUAUUUAUUCUGAAAAUUAGAUUUCCAGAAUAGUACUCAUUUUUUUUUCAGUUAGAGAGGCAUUUUUAUAUAGUGUGAAUUUAAAAUGUCUUCCUUAGCCUGAAUUUUGUCAACUUUUGCAAGAAAUGACAAAUGAAAUGGAAAUUAAAGACUGAAAACACUUUUUUUUUAAAAAAAAGAGAUGGAUUCUUUAUGUUGUAAAGAAAUUUACUUUUGAUACAAUAUGAAUGGAAUUUAUAGAUCACUGAUGACCCUUGGGCUUUCACAAAAAUGAGGAUGAUCUUGCAAACUGGCAAGUAAACUUCUAUUAUAUGUGUGUAAUCCUGCUAAAACUCCAGAGGACCAAAGACCACAAGCACUUAGUAAACUGCAAUAUCUACAAGUGUUCCUUUUCCGGAGUUACUGGGUUUUUGAUUCCUUUGGCCUGAAGGAACUUCGUAUAAGCAGCAUUACAUCUGGUAAAAGACCUUAUCAGAAAUUCACAAAGCUGUCUCUAUUAUUGUUUUUCAGAGCUGAUUUUUGAAACACAAAAGAAAUUCUGAAAACAUAAUAGGAGUUUGGGAGUUGUUGUUGUUAUUAAUAGUUGUUAGUGUCAUCCACAACAAUUUUUUUAAGCAAUUCUUUGUAAGGGUCAAUAGGCCUUUUUCUUAAUCUACCUCUACUUUUAUUUGUCAUGGAUAUUGUCUAAAAAAUUUUUCUAAAACAUUUUAUUUGUGAUGUAGACUAGAGCUCUGUAUGAUAAGUACACAGCUGGAAAAGUACUUUUUUUAAAUAUUAAAACAUAUAUCACAAUUGUUUCAAAAACAUAAUUCUAAAUUAUCACCAAAAUACAGACUAAACAAGAGUGUGUUUGUAUACAUUAAAUUAUAUUAAAACCUCCUUAUAUAGUAUAAUGUGUGUGACUGGGCUUUCAUUACUCUGUUUAUUUUUUGGUAACUAUCAAGGAAAAGAUAUCCACUUGUUAAAUGUGAGGCUAAAAAUAUAAACUAUAACUCAUAGUGGUCUAAUUUAUAUAUAUAGAUAAUAUGCACUAUAUGCAAUUCUUAUCCUCAAGGAGCUCACAUUUUCAUGGAAAAUAUAGCAUGCAAAUGACAAUUUCUGUAUAAAAUAUAUGCAGUCUAAAUAUAGGGACACCUCAUAAAGAAAGCAUUAGCGGAGGGAAGUAGGGCAAGACAAGGUCCCUGAUAAAGCUCUGAGAUUUGAGCUGAAUCUCAAAGGAGGACUAGCUCAAGGAGGUAGAGGUGAAAAGUAUUCCAGCAGGAGGAUCACCAAUACAAAAACUUAGACUUGAAAAAUAGUGUUUCACAUGUGAGGAAUAGCAAGAAACUCAUGUAGCUGGACAACAGAGAAUGUGAAAAGGAGAAAAUGUAAGAAAAAAAGAAAGAAAGGGAGCUAAACUAUUUCAUUGAUCCUGAAAGUGACCAAAAACUACUAAAGUUUAUUAAGUUAGAGACAUGACAUGCUCCAACCUGAACUUUCAAAAAAUCUCUUUGGCACCUGAAUCAAGGAUGAAUUAAUAUGGGAAGAAAUUUUUUAAUUAAAGGUUUUUAUUUUUCAAAACAUAUGCAUGGAUAAUUCUUCA